This is a messenger RNA of Gopherus flavomarginatus (Mexican gopher tortoise), 5205 nucleotides long. RefSeq names its product zinc finger protein OZF-like. Gene Ontology annotation, cellular component: transcription regulator complex; PcG protein complex. Gene Ontology annotation, biological process: regulation of transcription by RNA polymerase II. NCBI's taxonomy places the organism in Eukaryota, Metazoa, Chordata, Testudines, Testudinidae. Gene Ontology annotation, molecular function: DNA-binding transcription factor activity, RNA polymerase II-specific; RNA polymerase II cis-regulatory region sequence-specific DNA binding. The coding region runs from base 469 to 2004 and encodes 511 amino acids. The record is from RefSeq and is a predicted model, not a curated record. The transcript is spliced from 2 exons.
UUCAGUUUUGUGCUGGGUGGUGGAAGGCAGGGAACCCCAAGGCUGGGGUCUAAGCUCCCUGCCCCCCAGAAGGACUCGACUGAGGGGUCCUAGCUGUACCUACAAGCUCUGUUUUAGACUGCGUUCCUAUUGUCCAAUAAACCUUCCAUUUUACUGGCUGGCUGAGAGUCACGGUGAAUCCCAGGAAGAGGGGUGCAGGGCCCUGACUCCCCCACACUCCGUGACAGGUUGACAAACAGGUUUUCUGUCAGAUAGGAGAAGUGUAGUCACCUCUCUCUGCUGAGAUGUAAAUUAAGUACUGGAAUCCAGUGGCAUGGAUACACAUUUACAUACAAAGUCAAUGGAGAAAUGUGAAAACAGGGAAGCAGCACUCAGGAAAACAAACCGCAGGGCACAAAGAAUGAAUUUUGGGUAUAUAAAUGGAAAGCAAAGAAGACACCCUUUUAUCCUGCACCUACAGGUGAGAGGAUGGUGAGUGAGAACAAGGAGGGGAAUCCUCAACAGGAAGGUCCUGAGCAUGUGGAUCCAGGUGAGAUGAUAUCAGGAAGAUCUAAAGGGGAUGUUUCUCAGUGUGCUGAGCAGGGAGAAGCCCAUGAAAGUCAGUGCAAUCCAGAGAGGCAGCAGAGAAACCAUGCAAGGGAGAACCAGUGUAAAUCUACUCACAGGAGUCAAGUGGUCAAGAAAAUCAAAGAAACUGUUCAAAAGAGAAUCCCCAGUGGAGACAGACCCCAUACAUGCAGUUUCUGUGGGAAAAGCUUCUGCUGGAGAUCAGCCUUCAUUAGUCACCAGAGAACCCACACAGGAAACAGACCCUACAAGUGCAAUGAGUGUGGGAGAAGCUUUAGUCAGAGCUCAACUCUCACUAUUCACCAGAGAAUCCACACUGGGGAGAGACCCUACAGAUGCAAUGAGUGUGGGAAAAGCUUUAGUCGGCGUGGAAACCUUCUAGCACAUCAGAGAAUCCACACAGGGGAGAGACCCUACAGAUGCAAUGAGUGUGGGAAAAGCUUUAGUCAGAAUGCAUAUCUUCUAUCACAUCAGAGAACCCACAUGAAGGAGAAACCCUAUGUAUGCAAUGAAUGUGGGAAAAGCUUUAGUCAUAGCUCACAACUUCUAUUGCACCAGAGAAUCCACACGGGGGAGAGACCCUACAUAUGCAAUGAAUGUGGGAAAAGCUUUAGUCUGAGCUCACACCUUCUAUUGCACAAGAGAAUCCACACGGGGGAGAGACCCUACAGAUGCAACGAGUGUGGGAAAAGCUUUAGUCGGCGUGGAAACCUUCUCUUACAUCAGAGAAUCCACACAGGGGAGAGACCUUUCAAAUGCCCGACGUGUGGGGAAAGCUUUGUUCAGCUUUUGAAACUCGUUAGACACCAGAGAAUCCACACUGGAGAGAAACCGUAUAAGUGUAAUGAGUGUGGGAAAAACUUUGAUGACAAAUCACACUUUAAUAAACAUCAGAGAGUCCACACAGGAGAAAAGCCCUUUAAGUGCCCUGAGUGCGGGAAAAGCUUUGGUUCAAGCUCAGAUCUUAUUAUACACCAGAGAAUUCACACAGGGGAGAAACCCUAUAAAUGCAUUGAGUGUGGGAGAAGCUUUGGUCGAAGCUCAGACCUCAGUAGACAUCAGAGAAAACACACAGGAGAGAAGCCCUACAAAUGCCCCAACUGUGGGAAAAGCUUCAGUGACAGUUCUGCCCUCACUAAACACCGGAGAAUCCACAGAGGGGAGAGACCCUACAAAUGCAAGGAGUGUGGGGAAAGCUUUCGUCACAUCUCAAACCUUCUAUUACAUCACAGAACCCACACAGGAGAGAGACCCUAUAAUUGUCCUGACUGUGGGAAAAGCUUCAGUCGAAGCUCAAAUGUUAUUACUCACCAGAGAAUACAUACAGGGGAGAAACCCUUUAAAUGCCCUGAAUGUGGGAAAAACUUCAGUACACGUUCAGCCCUUACUGCACAUCAGAGAAUCCAUAGCAGAAUGAGGCCCUUAUCAAUGUCUUGACUGUGGGAAAAGUUUCUGUAACAGCUUAGCUUCUAUAAUCUCCAGGGAACCUACACAGGGAGAAACACUACAAAUACAUAAGUACAGGGAAAGUUUUAGUUGAACCUCACACAUUCUAUUACAUCAGAGAACCCACAUUGGGGGGGAAAAAACCUAUAACUGUCCUGACUGUGGGCUAAGCUUCAAUGGGAGAUAAACUGGUAUUAAGCAUCACAGAAUCCACACUGGAGACAGCCUGUUAAUGCUUUGAAUAUCAGGAUCAGGCCAGGCUGGAGUGGCCAUGCAAUAAGGAUGCACAAUAUUUGUUAAAACAGAGACUGAAAUCACUGUUCCAGAACAGAGCCCUGUAGGACAAGAAGCUGAGAUAAGAUUCCGAUAAUGAUCAGAUCCCAUCACAGCACUUCUCAAGAAGCUCUGAACAUCUUCUGUUCAGCUCCCAAAUUUGUUUGGUGCUAGAAAGCUCUCUUAUAUUCUGUGACUUCUCAUUUAUUCUUCAUAGUUUUUUAGACCUAGAUCCACCAAGGGACUUGAGCGUUAUGAUGCUGAGUAUUGUGAUACCACGCUUCUAGACAAUCACAGAAACAACACUGGGAUCCAAAAGCCUGAGUUAGGCACCCGGGCAGUCUAUAAAAUGAAUGGGGAGAGAGAGACAUCUCAGAAUGUGACUCACAAAACCAAGCAUGCUAGGUGGGGAGCCACCUAACCUAGCCAAGGGGAGAUGCUAAGGAGAUAGGGGUGUCCUGAGUCCUGCCCUUUUCAUUUACAUAGGUACCUAAGUCCAGGCUCCAGGGAAGCACCUGUCUCUGCUUGUGAUUCAUAAACUAGGGAUGAUAAGUGCUCCUUUGCCGAUGGGGCCCCAUCCAGUUGGAGUGUUCCAAAGUCACCUAACACUACACAAAAUACCUGGGGCAGGGGAAAAGAGGACAAAGAUCUCUCUUAUACCCUUUAGCCCAGUGGUUGAGGUACUCACCCAGGAGUUUCAAGUCUCUAUGCUGUUCAGAUCCCUUCACUUCACCAGGCAAUCUGCCACCUCCCAAGUGAGUGCCCUAGCCACAGGAUAUUCAGAGGUGGAAGUAUUCCUCAAUCUCCUUUGUUGAACCUGGUCCACUGUAUGAAAGUAUUCAGCUAAGAGAUGGCAGGUCUAAUGCUAAGGAAGGAUUUCAAGAAAAGGAUGGAAAGGAAUUUCUUGUGAUGCCUGAAUGCCACCUCCUGGAUGGACAGGAAACUUGCUAUGACAGUUUUACCUGUCCAGUUAAUGAAUUACCACCUGCAAUAAAAGGAAAUGCUUCUCCAAAAGAAAAAGGACAAUGGAAACUUGCCUAAUAUGUCCUUUGGGGUAGAUUGAAACCUCCAUUACAACCACAUGGAGUGAUAAUGCAUAAAAAGGGUUUUGAGCUAGACAAUCCUAAAUUCCCUCUAAGCUGCUCGGCAGCAUGGCCGUUUAGCAGCCUAUUUAGCACUGUGCAAGUGCUUAGGGAACCUGCCUGGGGACCUGCCGCAGCUGGAGGAGUGGUGCCUCUCCCCCGGUCCCAACUCACCCUGCAGCCUAGACUUGCCACAACCUGGACCCAGGCAUGGCCAGAUCAGGCCAUGGCGCAGCCAGAGCGGCCUGGACCUGGCCAGGGUGGUACGGAGCAGCCCAGACCCUGGCGCAGUCUGGGUGGCCCUCUCUGACUUGGACUUGCUGGGGCCGAGUGAGGAGCAGCUGUCCUGCAGCUCCAGCCCCAGAGCUCCUGCAGCAGGGACAGGUACCUCUUUCCUCUUUCCCCCCAGUCCAGGUGCUGCUUUGGAGAGAGAGCACUGGGGGGAGUCCUCUUUCCCCGCUGUAGCCCUGGAGCACCCUCUUACACCCCAAACGCCUCAUCCCAGGCCUCACCCCAGAGCCCACACCCCCAGCUGGAGCCCUCACAGCCCUGCAUCUCAACCCUGAGACCCCUCCCACAAGAAUUCUUUGGCCCCACCGCAUCCCAUGAAUUUUGUUAUGUGCACCAUUAUCAUAGAAUCAUAGAUUAGGGUUGGAAGGGACCUCAGAAGAUCAUCUAUUAUUAUGAAGGUGACAUGUCACACAUCACUUUCAUAUUGGUGCACAUAACAAAAUUCAUUCUACGCAUGGGUGGAAAAAUUAGAGAGAACACUGCAAAAACCUCUGUCCAGCAAAACCUACCUCCAGCUGAUUGUGAUCAGCAUAUCAAACCCUGAUUCAGAGAAAGCUCGGUCAUUCCACAUGAGAAGUGUUCAUUUAACUCUCCCUAGAAGAGCAAUUUUUUUUGACUGAGAGUCCUUGGGAUGCUAAACUCCAGAAUCCCAAUAAAAAGCAGCUUGGGAGAAAGGAUGUUUCCCAGAAGACAGAAUCCUAAACCAAGCUACAAAGAAGACUUCACCCACAAAAAUAGAAGGGACUGGGAAGGUGAGCAGAGCCACUUCUUUAAAGUUCAGAAAAAAUUAGGAAAUCGGUUCUCAUUGCUAAAAUUCAACAGGUACUUUCUGUGCUUGGAAGGAAGAUAGACAUUAGUCUUCGAGCGUGUUUUCCUAGAAUACCUGAUCCACUGGAGUUCAGAUCUAUUUCAUAAAACCAGACUUUUGGACUGGUAGAAACUUUUCAUUGGAAAAUACCAAAGUCGUAUAAACCUAUCAAUUUCCAUCCAACUAUGAAAAAUAUCAUAAUUAAAAAUAGUAAAAAGGAAAUGAAUUAACUAGAAAUUGGAAAAAGAUAUAGACUCUUAGGGCAUGGCUACAGUGGAAACUUCAACGCGCCGCUGCGGGAACACUCCUGUGGCAGCGCUUUGAAGUGCGAGUGUGGUCGCGCGUGAGUGCUGGGAGAGAGCUCUCCUGGUAAUCCACCUCCACAUGGGGAAUAGCUCCAAGCUCGGAGCGCUCAGAGGGGAAGUUAGAGUGCUAUAAAAUGUAAGCGUAGAUAAACCCUUAAAGUAGACUAAGGCUGUGUCUAUGCUGCACAGCUUACAGUGGCACAGCUGUGCUGCUAACGCCUUGCCACUGAAAGGAACCCAGUGUAGCUGCUGUUUGUUGGCAGGAGAGAGCUAAGAACACUCCCUCAACCUUCUUGAUUAACUUUAAUUUGAAUAUGUAGCAUUGUCAUAGCCAUGUGGGUCCCUGGGUCUUAGAGAGACAAGGUGGAUGAGAUAAUAGCUUUUAUUGGACCGACUUCUGUUGGUGAGAGAGACAAGCUUGAAAGCGUUCUCA